AUGGCCUUUGUCGCAAGAUAUUUGGGCCGUACGGCCUUCUCGGUCGCUCGGAGAGGCCCUGCUGCUAUUCAAUCCCGCUCAUUCUCUGUCACACCCUUCAAAUUCAUGCCGGAAGAUCCGCCAAUUACCAAAGAACCUUCGCCGGAGGAUGAAUUGCCUGACGUGUCGGAGUACUCGCCAGAUAUCCUCAGCAAGGAGGAGCGGUCAAUGUAUGAUAUGCUAUCCCCGGAGGAACGGGAGGCUUUUGACGCGGAGCAACGUCGGAUGAUCGAAGAAUUCAACAACCCGCAAGCGCGAGCGGCCGCAUUUGCGGAGAUUGAAAAAAGUGUGAGAGACAUAGAGAAGGAAGUAGGGCUGCGAUUUGAGGAUGUGCCGGACAAGUCCCGGGGCUUCUGGGCCGAGGAGGAAGACGAUGAAUUCGGUCUUGUCGAGGACGCAGACGACGAUUUCCACGACGACGAAAUCACCUCCAUGGCCCACGCGGAAGUCGAACUGCACCGCGAGAUUCGUGAAUAUGCUCGCAUUGCAGCUUGGGAUAUGCCUUUACUGAGCAAACUCGCCAAACCUUUCACCCUUCCUCCCGAAACUCACAUCCUUCGCUUCCGCUACACCACGUACAUGGGUGAACAGCAUCCAGCCGAGAGCAAGGUGGUCGUCGAAUUGGCCAGCAAGGAUCUUGUCCCCAAGUACCUCUCCGAGGAACAGCGCCAGACCUUCCUUAAACUCGCGGGAACACGCUACAACCCCGAUACAGACAUUGUACGCAUGUCCUGCGAGAAAUUCACAACGCGCGCCCAGAACAAGCGAUACCUGGGCGACAUUGUCAACACACUGAUCAAAGAGGCGAAAGAAGGCGACUCCUUCGCGGACAUCCCUCUUGACCUCCGCCAUCACAAGCCCAAGACUCAGCUGCGCUUCCCCGAGUCCUGGGCCAUGACAGAGCAGCGGAGGAAGCAACUCGCCGCCACACGGAGAGAGAGACAGAUCAACGAGCAAACACGGCGGGCGGUCGUGGAUGGGAACGCCAUCGUUGCACAGGCCACUCUGUCACUGCCUUCAUUGAACCCUGCCUUGAGCGCCAGAGCCGCCGAGGAGCGGGAGAAGGUUGCUGUCAAAGUUGGAGCCAAGGUCCUGAAGAAGAGAGUCCGUUAG
Messenger RNA from Aspergillus viridinutans, 1152 nucleotides. RefSeq names its product mitochondrial 37S ribosomal protein mS35. Gene Ontology annotation, molecular function: structural constituent of ribosome. Gene Ontology annotation, biological process: mitochondrial translation. The coding region runs from base 1 to 1152 and encodes 383 amino acids. The transcript is spliced from 2 exons. NCBI's taxonomy places the organism in Eukaryota, Fungi, Ascomycota, Eurotiomycetes, Eurotiales, Aspergillaceae. The record is from RefSeq and is a predicted model, not a curated record. Gene Ontology annotation, cellular component: mitochondrial small ribosomal subunit.